Messenger RNA from Rasamsonia emersonii CBS 393.64, 2559 nucleotides. Its product is annotated as Vesicular fusion ATPase. Gene Ontology annotation, cellular component: Golgi stack. Gene Ontology annotation, molecular function: ATP binding; ATP hydrolysis activity. The transcript has 3 exons. Lineage: Eukaryota; Fungi; Ascomycota; Eurotiomycetes; Eurotiales; Trichocomaceae. The record is from RefSeq and is a predicted model, not a curated record. The coding region runs from base 1 to 2559 and encodes 852 amino acids. Gene Ontology annotation, biological process: SNARE complex disassembly; intra-Golgi vesicle-mediated transport; Golgi to plasma membrane protein transport.
AUGUUCAACCGCAAUAACUUACCAUCCAUGUCGAGCCCGUUCGGUUCUAGGCCGGACGGCGGUCGGCCUCCGCCACGAGAUGGCUACGGAAAUCCGCCGCAAGGUGGUCACCCUUACCAGCGAAGAGAUGAAUAUGACGCGAACCGAGGUCCGAUGGGUGGAGCAGGGUAUGGAGCUUCUCGUCGUCGAGAUGACUAUGACACUGUGAUGACUGAUGUCGAUUAUGGUUCAAGGGGUUAUGGAGGUCCUCCGCCACAACAAAGAGGGAUGCCAGCGAGACCUGGUGGAGGAAAACCAGCCGGCGGAGCUGCUGGGAGCCCAGUCUGGUCGCUCCGUCCCGAGAAGAGUCCGAACAACUCUUAUACAUUUGGAAAUCUGGUUGCGGUGUCGACGUUGGACUUUCCUCCUCCACGGGAUGGUUCCGAUCUUUUACUUCUUGUCAAUGAUCUCUAUGUCUUCUCGGCCCGGCCAAUGGAUGGUUUCCCGCAGGGUUGUAUAAGCAUGUCGGAUCCGCAGCGGACGUGGGCUGGUGUUGCUUUGACGGACUUAGUCAAGGUUCAGCUAUAUGACCCUUUCAGCCAGGGAGGACAGGCAUAUUUAGGUUCUACCGACAUUGAAGUUGGAUUUGCUGGCAAGAAGAGGACAGACGUUCCAUAUGAUCAAGACGAAUUGGGGCAAGCUGUUACUAAGAAUUUCGAGAACCAAAUCUUUGCUCCAGGGCAGAAGAUCUUGAUGGAUCACAAGAGCAUCCCUCUUCUUUUGACUGUCAAAACUGUCCAGUUGGUGGACUUGACUUCGGAAAAGCAAGCCUCAACGGCACGCGUUGAAACUGAACCCACCGCAAGGGGUAUUCUCACCCGGCACACCGUCAUCAACUUUUACAAAGAUGCGAGAACUGGAAUCAACUUGAAAGCCUCCAACCGUAGGCCUGCCGCCAACUCCAUCAUCCAACCGGACUUCAAGUUCGAGAACAUGGGCAUCGGAGGUCUGGAUGCUGAAUUUAGCACUAUUUUCCGCCGUGCUUUCGCGUCACGAAUUUUCCCUCCGGGAUUGAUUGAGAAGCUGGGCAUCCAACAUGUCAAAGGUAUCCUUCUAUAUGGUCCUCCCGGAACUGGUAAGACAUUGAUUGCGCGGCAAAUCGGAAAAAUGUUGAAUGCCCGGGAACCAAAAGUCGUCAACGGUCCUGAAAUCUUGAACAAGUACGUCGGUCAAUCGGAGGAGAAUAUUCGCAAGUUGUUCGCCGAUGCAGAGAAAGAGUACCGGGAGAAAGGUGACGAGAGUGGCCUUCACAUCAUCAUUUUCGAUGAACUUGAUGCUGUUUGCAAGCAGCGUGGUAGUGGAGCUGGCGGUGGUACUGGCGUCGGUGACAGUAUUGUCAACCAACUGCUUUCGAAACUGGAUGGAGUGGAUCAGCUCAACAACAUUCUCCUCAUCGGUAUGACGAACAGGAAGGACAUGAUUGAUGAGGCUUUGUUGCGUCCCGGCCGUCUCGAGGUGCACAUGGAAAUCUCUCUGCCCGAUGAAAAGGGGCGAGUCCAAAUUCUGAAGAUCCAUACUCAGAAGAUGAGGGAGAAUAAUGUGAUGGACCCCGAUGUUGAUCUUGAAGAGCUGGCGCGUUUGACGAAGAACUUCUCUGGUGCUGAGAUUAGCGGUCUUGUUAAGUCCGCGUCAUCUUUUGCAUUUAGCAGGCAUGUCAAGGUUGGUACCAUGGCCGGCAUCAGCGAUGACGUGGUCAAUAUGAAGGUCAAUCGGGAGGAUUUCUAUCAUGCUCUUGAGGAAGUCAAGCCGGCAUUCGGUGUCUCUGAGGAACAGCUUAGCACCUGCAUUCAAUACGGCAUCAUCCAUUAUUCGCCCACCAUCAAUGAGAUUUUGAAAGAAGGUCAUCUGUUCGUGAAGCAGGUUGGCGAAGCCGAUGCAACCCCAUUAUUCUCAGUUCUACUGCACGGGCCUCCGGCCAGUGGUAAAACUGCAUUAGCUGCACGCAUUGCAAUCGACUCGGGCUUUCCGUUCAUUAAGCUCCUCAGUCCGGAGGAUAUGGUGGGCUUCAGUGAAAUGGCAAAGGUGCAGCACAUCAGCAAGGUCUUUUCAGACGCCUACAAGAGCCGUACCAGUGUGGUAGUGGUUGACAAUAUCGAGAGAAUCAUCGAUUGGGUUCCGAUUGGGCCUCGUUUCAGCAACUCGGUUCUCCAGACAUUGAUGGUGUGCUUAAGGAAGCAGCCCGAGAAGGGACGACGGCUUCUGAUCCUGGCCACGACAACCGCGCGCGCUGUGCUUAAGCAACUCGACCUUUACAACUCCUUCAAUUCUGAUAUCAUGGUACCGACUGUCAACACGUACGACGAGUUACGGUACAUCCUUCAACAGUCAGAUGCAUUUUCUCCUGCAGAAAUAGAACAAGCGCUUGAAGGAAUUGGUGACAUCGCUGAUGACAAGAAGAUCGGCGUGGGCAUCAAGAGAAUCUUGCUUGGCAUUGAGACGGCAAAGCAAGACCCAGAUAAGGUGGGACGCUUUACACGUGUAAUCAGUCGAGCGAUUGAUGAGGAGAAUCUCUUCCAAUAG